AUGUCUUCGUCACCUAUUACUUCCAACCACACCGGCAUUGAUGCUUCCUCCAAUCCAAUCACCGUAACGCCUGGCACUCCUAUUCAUAUCUCAAAUGUUACCCUCUCUGCAGAAGCGGCGAAAUCGAUCUUAGAACUCAUCAUGUCUACUCGCGGCAGCGCUGAACGUAACCCCGUUUCAAUUCCAAUUACUGCUCACCCGAGUGUCAAACAAGGCAUUGAUCAGUGCAUGAACUGUGGUAUCUUUGGCCACCGUACAUUUCAAUGCGCUCAUGUCGGACGUACCCCUGAAGGUAUUCCUGAGUGGCGCCGUACCACUAACGGAAAGAUUUACAGCGUGAAGGCGCUACUUGGGAUGCAUCCUUACCAAAAGUGGACUAUGGAUACGCUAUUGGAAGAUCACUCGAGUCAAAACAUGAAGACUCGAUCUACUCCACCUUUUGAGACACCAGCCGUUGAGACGAUUGAUUUAAACACUCCGUCACCCACUCCGCGGGCUACCACCUCGAAAACGAUUACGUCCUCUCGAUCGAAGGGAAAGGAAACUUUGCACCAAGCAUUCAAUCCGGUGGUGACCCCAUGGAAUGAUUGGUCCAAGGUCUGGAGUUGGAAACCCAAAAGUGUCACUGCUGCUGCUGCCAUCAGCGAAGCUGUGGCAGGCAGGAACCAUAUUCCCGUCACCGUCGGGCGGGCUCUUGUCCUAUCGAGGAGUGAUUGA
Messenger RNA from Melampsora larici-populina 98AG31, 717 nucleotides. RefSeq lists its product as uncharacterized. Lineage: Eukaryota; Fungi; Basidiomycota; Pucciniomycetes; Pucciniales; Melampsoraceae. The transcript is spliced from 4 exons. The record is from RefSeq and is a predicted model, not a curated record. The coding region runs from base 1 to 717 and encodes 238 amino acids.